Messenger RNA from Suncus etruscus (white-toothed pygmy shrew), 3890 nucleotides. It is a transcript of the gene NRG3, whose product is annotated as neuregulin 3. Gene Ontology annotation, biological process: animal organ development; intracellular signal transduction; nervous system development. Bases 96 to 2270 code for a protein of 724 amino acids. The record is from RefSeq and is a predicted model, not a curated record. NCBI's taxonomy places the organism in Eukaryota, Metazoa, Chordata, Mammalia, Eulipotyphla, Soricidae. Gene Ontology annotation, molecular function: chemorepellent activity. The transcript is spliced from 9 exons.
CCGCGCGCCCCGCGCCCCGCGCCCGCACCCGGUGGGUCCCCAUGCCUCUGGCGCGCGGCCCUCCAAGGGGGCGAAGGUGAAGACCGGCUCCUAGGAUGAGUGAAGGCGCGGCCGCUGCUGUCGCCUCGCCCCCGGGAGCCGCUGCCUCGGCCGACGAGGGCACCACGGCGGCGGUGGUGGUGGCGGCGGCAGGGGCCGGGGCAGGAGCGGCGGGUGGGGGCCCGGACGGCGGCGGCGGCAGCGGCGAAGAAGGGGCGGCCGAGCCCCCCCGGGAGUUACGCUGCAGCGACUGCAUCGUGUGGAACCGGCAGCAGACGUGGCUGUGCGUGGUGCCUCUGUUCAUCGGCUUCAUCGGCCUGGGGCUCAGCCUCAUGCUGCUCAAAUGGAUCGUGGUGGGCUCCGUCCAGGAGUACGUGCCCACCGACUUGGUGGACUCCAAAGGCAUGGGCCAGGACCCCUUCUUCCUCUCCAAGCCCAGCUCCUUCCCCAAAGCCAUGGAGACCACCACCACCACCACCACCACGACCACUACUCCUACUGCCACCGCGUCCCCUGGCACCCCUGGGGCCGGCGGCGGCGGUGCCUCCUCUUCCUCUUCCAGAACGCCCAACCGGAUUAGUACCCGCUUGAGCACCAUCACGCGCGCCCCUACUCGCUUCCCCGGGCACCGGGUGCCCAUCAGGGCCAGCCCGCGUUCCACCACGGUUCGGAAUACUGCGGUGCCCCCGACGGUUCUGUCCUCCACCACUACCACCACCACCAAGGCUCCUUUCUUCAGUAGCAGCAGCAGCACGCCGGGUUCCCGACCUCCAGGGCCUGGGACCCCCAAUACUGAGGCCAUGCCCUCUUGGCCCACUGCGGCAUAUGCUACCUCCUCCUACCUUCAUGACUCUACUCCCUCCUGGACCCUAUCACCCUUUCAGGAUGCUGUCUCCUCCUCUUCUUCCUCCUCUUCCUCCUCCCCCACCACGACCACAGCAGAAGCUAUCACCAGCCCCAAAUUUCGCACCACAACUUAUUCCACUGAGCGUUCUGAGCACUUCAAACCCUGCCGAGACAAGGACCUUGCAUACUGUCUCAAUGAUGGCGAGUGCUUUGUGAUUGAAACCCUGACGGGAUCCCAUAAACACUGCCGGUGCAAAGAAGGCUACCAAGGAGUCCGUUGUGAUCAAUUUCUGCCGAAAACUGAUUCCAUCCUAUCAGAUCCAACAGACCACCUGGGGAUUGAAUUUAUGGAGAGCGAAGAAAUUUAUCAAAGGCAGGUGCUGUCAAUUUCAUGUAUCAUCUUCGGACUUAUCAUCGUGGGCAUGUUCUGUGCAGCUUUUUACUUCAAGAGCAAAAAACAAGCUAAGAAAAUCCAAGAGCAGUUGAAAGAACCUCACAGUGGUAAAAGUUACAGUCUUAAAGCAUCUAACUCAAUGGCAAAGUCACAGAACAUGAAGCAUCAUGUCCAGCUGCAAAAUUAUUCAAAAGCGGAAACUCAUCCUGUGACUUCUUUGGAGAAGAUGAUGGAGUCAAGUUUUGCUGGCCCCCAGUCAUUCCCAGAUGACCCUUCUCCUGACAGAGGGAGCCAAUCUGUCAAACACCACAGCAGGAGUCUCUCUUGUUGCAGUCCGGGACAACGGAGUAUUAUGCUCCAUAGAAAUACUUUCAGAAGGACUCCCCCUUCACCAAGAAGUAGGUUGAGUGGAAUUGUGGGACCAGCAUAUCAACAACUUGAGGAAUCAAAGAUUCCAGACCAGGAUGCAAUACCGUGUCAAGGGUACUCAUCCAGUGGAUUAAAAUCUCAACAAAAUGCAUCUAUAAAUAUGCAACUGCCUUCAAGAGAGACAAACUCUUAUUUUAAUAGCUUGGAUCAAAAAGACCUAGUGGGCUAUUCAUCCACAAGGGCCAGUUCUGUGCCCAUUAUUCCUUCAGUGGGUCUAGAAGAAACCUGCAUGCAAAUGCCAGGGAUUUCAGAAGUCAAAAGCAUCAAAUGGUGCAAAAACUCCUAUUCUGCUGAUAUUGUCAACGUGAGUAUUCCAGUCAGCGAUUGUCUAAUAGCAGAACAACAGGAAGUGAAAAUAUUGCUAGAAACUGUCCAGGAGCAAAUCCGAAUUCUGACUGAUGCCAGGCGGUCAGAAGACUACGAACUGGCCAGCGCAGAAACCGAGGACAGUGCAAGCGAAAACACAGCCUUUCUCCCCAUGAGUCCCAUGGCCAAAUCAGAACGAGAGGCACAAUUUGUCUUAAGAAACGAACUACAAAGAGACUCCACAAUGAUUAAGUGACUUGAGAUGUAGGAAUCGGUGCAUCUAAUGAUUUGCUGAACAGGAAAGAGAGGAAAUUAAAUACAAAUUAUUUAUAUGCAUUAAUUUAAGAGCAUCUACUUAGAAGAAACCAAAUAGUUUAUCGCCCUCAUUAUCAUAGUGUUUUUUAACAAAAUAUUUUUUUACAGGGAAAGAAAUGUUUCCUGAGGGAGAAAGCUAACAACAAAAGCUUUCAGGUAAAAUUCUGAAUAAAAUGUCAGAGUUCCAACAUCAACUUUUUGGCUCUAUGAAGAUGUGGGUAAUUCUGACCUUCAAACCCACAGCACACAUCCUUAUUUAAAAAGAAAAGAAAAGGAAAAAAAACAGUAAUUAUCCAAUUUCUAACAGAUGAGCUGUAUACUGAUGGUGAAAGAGUCACUGAGCAAACAGUCCCCACCCUUUUGGCUUGUCAAACCCAACUCCUAAAAUUCUGUUAACUCAACAGCCUCAUUAAAGGCUGUGCCAUGUCAACAAAUGUAGUGUUUUCAGUUGUUUUUGUUUUUGUUUUUUUAAAGAUGGCAUACAGAUUCUGGGAAGAGAAAAACAGGAGAUCGAGAAAGUACUAAGGCAUAAUCUUAGCUAGUUUAGUGUGUCCUCUUCCUCUAAAAUUGAAGGCACAGAAUCUCAGAGGGAGGUAUGAUUUUUUUUCUUCCAAAAAACGGGACAAAGAAUGACAAUGUUGUGUCACUAGAAUAUUGCUAAUAGAAAAAAUUUUUAAAUCGGAGGCUCUGAAGGAGCAUUCUUCCGUUGGUGUGUGCCUGUGGUGCAUGUGUGCGAGUUUGUACGUAUGUGUGUAUGUGUGUUGCGUUUGUGUGUAGGCUAGCUCACUAGAGCACUGCUAUGCUGUAUGCAUUUGUUCCCUGUAAGUAUGUGAGUGCAUGUGUGUGUGUGUGUGUAUUAAGCUUGCUAAAAUUUGUUCUGAAACAUCAGGGACUCUAAUAUUCAGAAAAAAAAUUCCCUCGUAGACCCGUUCACUUUAACUUUUUUCUUUUAAUUGUCAAGUUCAGUUAUUGAAUUCUAAUAUGAAGGUAAUUUGCAUGGUGGGGUUCUGUGAAACCCUUGACAAAGUGUAGACCAUUUUCUGAUGUGAACACUUUUGAGAGGAACAAUUAUUGACCCAUUAAUGACAUUGGUAUCACAUGGCAAGUUGAGGAUAUGUGUUUAUUUUAAAUCAUGCAGACUUAAAUUCUUUUCAAGAGCCAGUUUUCGAAUCGAUGAUUACCAUUUGCUUUCUCAUCAUUCACGUUAUUAUUUUAUAACAAGUCUAUUAUGUGUGGACCAGAACAUUGGCUUCUGAGGUUAAUAUAAAAAAUGUAAAUUGUUGAAAUCACAAAGACCACACUAUGCAGUUCACAGGAAGCUCCAAAACAACCGUAAAUUGUGUUGUAUGCUCAUUUGGAAUAAAGCAAUAUUUUUACCACUGCGAAGGUGAACUGAAACUACUCCUGAAUAUUUGUCUGUUUUAUUUACCCUUAUUUUCAUGGGACAUUCAAGAAAUUAGUGUACACAUAGCCAGUCUUUUCUCAAUUAUUGGUGGUGUUGAGUUGUUAUGUUUACACUGUUUUAAAUAAAAAGGCACAGUAUUUCAACGUAGUAAAAGAA